Molecule: messenger RNA, 5698 nt
Organism: Acanthopagrus latus (yellowfin seabream)
Lineage: Eukaryota; Metazoa; Chordata; Actinopteri; Spariformes; Sparidae
Product: integrin alpha-D
Exons: 31
Coding region: 128-3613 (1161 amino acids)
Biological process (GO): cell-cell adhesion; integrin-mediated signaling pathway; cell adhesion mediated by integrin
Cellular component (GO): external side of plasma membrane; integrin complex
Molecular function (GO): integrin binding
Source: RefSeq, a predicted model, not a curated record
AAGAUGUCAAGUUGUCACCUGGUGCGGAAACGCCGUCGCUUAAGAAGCACACAGGAAGUACCGCUCACAAAAUAAAUCUCAAGCAUCACCACUAACAGUGUUGCAGUAGACGAGAGUGGUGUGAAAGAUGCAUGGGAGUCACAUCUUCCUUCUCACCUCCAUGGUGCUGACUGCUGCCAUCCGUGUCUCUUUGGCCUUCAACAUUGAUAAGACAGACCCUGACGUCUAUACUGGCGAACAAAAAGAUUUCUUUGGAUACAAAGUGGUUCAGUUCAUGUCUGGCACAGAGAAAGGGAUAAUUGUUACAGCACCUCUACAGCGAAAUGGAUCUGGGGGAAUAUGCAAACCUGUUCAUGUCAACAACACCCAGUGCUUCAACCCCGAAGAAAUUUCACUUGACAACGCAAUAAUACCAGUCAAGCACCUUGGCCUGUCAAUAGCUGAACACUCCAACAGCUCCCGAUUCACUGUUUGCAGUCCAAGUGUCGCCCAUGAAUGUAACGAGAACUCUUAUCUGAACAGCGUGUGUUACACGAUGACAAGUGAUCUUCAGCAGAUCUCCCGUUCCACACCUGCUUUCCAAAAAUGCACAAAAAAGACAGUGGACCUUGUCUUUCUAUUUGAUGGAUCUGGGAGUAUGAAGAAUUCAGAGUUUGAGAAGAAUAAAGACUUCAUUGAGGAUAUAAUGAAGAGCCUCAAUCAAACAUCAGUCAAGUUUGCAGCAGUUCAGUUCUCCUUUGAUUACAACAAAGUUUUUGACUUCAAUGACUAUCAAGCUGGUCGUGCUCUUGAAUCUCUAAAGAAAGAACGCCAUAUGAAGAGUCUUACCAACACACACAAAGCACUCCGAUUUGUGUUGGAUGAAAUCUUUGAAAGCCCGCGUGCAGGCGCCUCUCCUGAUGCAACUAAAGUUCUGGUGCUGAUCACAGAUGGAGAUCCCAGUGAUAGUGACAAUGGCAUUAUCAAAAGAUAUAAUGACAAAAACAUUAUUCGCUUUGUCAUUGGGGUCAAAGACGUGAAGCUGGAGAAAUUUAAGGACAUUGCUUCGGAACCAAAAGAUAAAAACAUCUUCAAAAUUGAGAACUACAACGGACUCACAGGAAUACUGGAAAACUUUCAAAAUAAGAUCUUUAGUAUGGAAGGCUCCAAACAGGCUCUAGCUGGAGAGCUGACUACUGAAAUGUCUCAGAGUGGAUUCAGUGCCGUCUUCUACAAGCAGGAUACCAUGAUUCUGGGGUCAGUGGGAGCCAACAUGUGGCGAGGUUCUCUCCUAGAGCUUCAUCAACAAAAGGAAACACAAAUUCUAGAUCCAUCCAUGAAGAACGACUCCUACAUGGGAUACUCGACUUGUGUUGGAGAGAAGAACAAGGCUCCUCUAUAUUUCACUGGUGCACCAAGAUUUGAACACAAAGGACAGGUCCUACUUUUUCAAUAUAAUGGCAAGAACUGGACCACAGCCCAACGGAUAAAUGGGGAGCAGAUUGGUUCCUACUUUGGUGCAGAGCUGUGCUCAGUAGAUAUUGACUCAGAUGGGAACACUGAUUUUCUGCUGGUUGGAGCUCCCCUGUUUUUCCAGGAGAAGGAGAAGAGAGAAGGCCAUAUAUACGUCUACACACUGACUGAUAAGAUGCUACUGGAUAGAGAACAGAAUAUAUCUGCACCAUCCAUGGGGAGAUUUGGCACCACUAUAUCCAGUCUUGCAGAUCUGAAUGGAGACGGACUCCGAGACGUUGCUGUUGCAGCCCCUCUUGAGGAUGAUAACAGAGGGGCUGUAUACAUCUUCCUUGGUGACAAACACAGAGGGAUACGCAGCACUUUCAGCCAGAGAAUCUUGGGGAAGGAAAUACAGCCUGGGCUGAGAUUCUUUGGACAGUCAGUGUAUGGGGAAAUCGACCUCGGAGAGGAUGGACUCCCAGACAUUGUGGUCGGAUCACAAGGCAUGGCUGUCGUCUUGAGGUCCAGGCCAGUUUUUAAUGUCACGGCUCAUCUGUCCUUUCAACCUGACAUGAUAAGCACUGAAAAAAUUGACUGCAUAGGCAACACAAAUGAAAAUUUACCAAUGGUUAACUUAACUGCCUGCUUUGAAAUGGUAGAAACAACAAAGAGCAAAGCAGAGGCGAUUAACAUCUCGUACACGCUCCGUGUGGAUCCAACGAGACAAAUCAUUCGAGGCACCUUCAAUCAAAAUGACAGGAAAGCUAAAAAUGUUACUUCCACUGCUGUACUGAGGGAUAAAGACACCUGCUUCAACUACUCCGUCUACAUGCCAAAAUGUGUGAUUGACACCUUAUCACCCAUCAGCAUCAAAGUGAACUUUGCCCAAAAUGACAGUAGGGGUCCCAUCCUGAACGUGGACAGCAAAAGACAGGCUGUUGUUGAGGUUCCCUUUGAAAAGCAAUGUAGAAAAAAUGACACCUGUAUUGCUGAACUUGAGCUCGAUUUCAACUUCCUGACCCCAACAUUACUUGUGGCAAAAGGGAACUACUUCAGCCUGUUCGUAAAACUGUCCAAUCAUGGUGAUGACUCGUACAACACCAGCCUUUCAAUUGAUCAUCCAGUAGGCCUCUCCUUCGCUCAGAUGACUGUGGCAGAGGCAACAAGACCAACACUCUACAGCUGUGACAAUGUUCUUGAUAAAACUACAUGUGGCAUCAACCUUCCUGUGUAUCGCAGCCAAUCAACUGCAACAUUUAAAACUUCUUUCCACAUCGAUACUGGAUACGAGUGGAAUGACACUGUUUCAAUGACCAUUACUGGAAAAAGUGAUAAUACAAACUCCUCCAGGACCAACUCCCUGACCAAAAGCAUCCCAGUACAAUUUCUAAUUGAAAUGGUAGUAACAGUGAAUGAAGACACCAUCACCUAUCUGAACUUCUCAACAGAGGAUGCGGCACCUAAAGAAAUGGUUGCUAUAUACAAGAUAAGAAACACUGGUUUCAAGGCUUACCCUAUCAAUGUGUCCCUGGUCUUUCCAACUAAGCUGGACCAUAACUUUCAAAUGGAGAAUUAUCAAGUCCUUGUCCAGCAGAACAAAACCCAAUGCACAGGCAUUACUGACAAGAAGUCUGACUACUGCUCUCCAGAAAAAUACUGCAGAAGAAUUGUGUGUGAUAGUUUCAUCCUGGACAAAUAUUCAAGCACAGAGUUUAAACUGACAGGAGACGUACAGUUUAAGGAUCUCAAACAGCGUGCAGCGAAUAUUGCCUUUCUUAAGCGAUAUACUGGAGAGGGUGCGGCGGUCAAAUUUAAAAGUUUUAUAGAUAUCAGCUAUGAUGAUCAACGAUAUGUGCUGCAUUCUACAAAACAACAGAAUAAAGGGGAUUUGAAACAGAAAUCUGCUGAAACUGGCUUGUGGAACGAUCCAACGAUGAAAUGGACUGAAGUUCAAGUUGAGUUCAUAAUACCCCCGGAUCAACUACUGAUCAUUUUAACUGGAGUUAUUCUGGGAUUACUGCUUCUGAUCAUAAUUACAGUCAUCAUGUUUAAGUUGGGAUGCUUUAAGCGUAAAACGCUUGAAUAUUAUCAAGAACAGGAGGAAAGAGCUUCUUUUCAGGCUGGUGCCGACACGGACUUAACCCCGGACCUCACAGAGGGGACUGCCAGCCAAUCAUAGAUGAAAAAACACGUUUUAAUGAAGGUGAGGUAGGCGGUGCCACCCUGCCAACUGAUACAGAAGAACCACUGGAUUAAAGUACGAAUUUAUGGCCAUUUAUCAGAAUAUGAUUACCUUAGCUUAGCAUAAAGACUGGACUAGUGUCCGACCGAUUUUUGGAUUUUUGGCCCGAUAACGAUAGCCGAUAUUAGAGGGGAUGCAAUCACCAAUAGCCAAUAUGCAAGUUAUUAUUUACACGGGAGAUCUUGGCCGGGGACACUUUUGAAAGCGGCAAUGAAAUGUGACCUAUAAUUGUUGUUCCAUGAUGUUUUCAUGUUUACAGUUACUUAUUUCAUGAACUAACUUACCGUGGCUUGUGGAAAAGGGGGAAAAUCCACUGGUUGAUCAGCUGACUGGUCAGGUGGUUGGGAGGUUUUGUGGUGUAGAGUGGGGGAGGGACUUCACUGAAAUGCGAGCUUAGCCAAAGACUCUGGCUGAGCUCAGCACGCCCCACUGGACAAAAUAAAUCAGUACACCAGCGCAUGCUUUUGUCAUUGUCCCCUUUUUUUUUUCUAUCGGCGCAACAUUUCACCGGUACGAUAGAACCCCCGAUAGAAAAAGUGCCGUUCUAUCGGGCCCCGAUAUAUCGGUGGCCGAUAAUCAGUUGGUCACUAGACUGGGCAUUGAUUGUAGUGUUUAUGCUAAACUGUAUCCUUGCUGCAGAUUCAUGUCAACUGGUCAUCAGCCAGGAGACACUGGACAACUGGCAAAAAAAAACAUUCACAUGAGAGGCCAAUGACAGAGACGGGGUAACAAUCUUCUGUUGUCAUGUGACAGAUGUUCAUUAGUUACAGUCGGUCACGUAAUGACACCUGAGCAUACUCCAUAUGCCAAGGAAGACACUGAAGCUGAGUUCCAUGAAACAAACAUGGUGAAGCCUUCUUCUUCUUUAUUUUCUAUUUUUUUCCAUCUAAGUUUUCUAUCUAAAGGCUCUCUAAUGUGCAGGUGCAAAAUUCUCCGUCAACACAGUAAAUACCUGAGCUAUGAUUUCUAGUAAUGUUACAUCUGAUUGAGUGUGACCCUAUCAACCAGCCCAGUCAGCAGGAUAAAAUGUUGACAUAUGUUAUAGCAUAACGUUCACAUUUGUACAUGUCAUAGGCAACGUACCAUAUAGACAUUUCCACAAAUCAUGUCAUAUCACAUUGACAUUACACCCUCAUGACCUGACUUUCAUGUAGGGAGGUGGAGUGGAGGUGGUGUUACAGGUGAGAAGGCUGUCAAGCCAGUGACUGCUGCUCGAGACUGCGUUUUAACAUUUGUCAGUGUGAAGCUACCUCUGGACAAUUUCCAGCCGUGUUUGCUAACAACAUCUACUGAAGGAGUUACAAUGACUAGGGAUAAGUGCCUCAUACAACCCCACACCAAAAUACCUUAACUAUCCCUUUAAGCCAGUAAGUGAUCUUUUCUGAGCCCCUGCCUAAGCCUAGUUAGAGAAUAAUCACAGCAUUGCUGCAAGAUUAAACAUCAAGAAAUAGUUAAUUGCAUCAUUAGGGACAUUACAGAUCUCAAUGUAUCCAUGGUUCCCAGAAACAUACAGCCACCGUUUAUCCUGCUGAUUGGGUUUUCGCCACAGAACUGGCUGUUUGUUGAUGUAAAGCUGACCAAGUUUUACAUCCUUUUACUAAACUUGAAUCACCUAUAGCAUCUGCUACAUUAAUCCAUUAGUAUUGUUGAUGAAUAUAUUAUUUACAUUAUAAUAUACUGUACAUUACUUACUCGUAAGUCUUUAGCACGCUAUUUUUCCGUUCUGCCCACUGUUUUUCCUGUUAAUAUACAGUAUUAUAUUAUAUUCAGCGCUAUUAUAUUAUGUGCUAUUUUAAUCAUUUGUCAGUUAUUCAAGUAUACAUGUUCCCUUGAGGUCUUAUUUAAAGCUGACUGUCUGUUGGCAAUCAGGUGGGAAUGAGGAAGCCUAAAACAUCGGUGAUUCAGGCAUAUGUUGUGGCUUCCCAUUGUCUGUGUGUGUAUAUAUACUGUAUAUUUAUCUUGCUGCAAUAACUUUUUAUUCUCUUUAUCAAUAAAAACAUGUUGCACCUUGUGUCCAAAUGA